AUGGACGACGCUCUCUCCGUCCAUGCGAUGUCUCUGGCCCCAUCUCCUCCACCUGGGGCCUCUCCACCUGUGGCUAGCCAAACUAGCCAACCCACCACCGCUCCUGAUCUGGCUGCGCACCUCUGCACCACAGACUCUCCGGCCUCCGCAGCAGCAGCUCGUCCUGAAGAUGUUGCAGGCCGUCAUCAUCAGACUCUCAGGAAGUCUCCCUCGGGGCCGAGCCACUUCACCACCGUCCGCCUGGCAGACCCCCAGCCGGAAUCGCCGUCCCAAAUGCAGAAAGAGGUGGCGGAGCAUCCGCUAUCAUGUCCUGGCAGCUCGCACACGAUGUGUGUACUACCAGUUGCUUCACGUUUGAUGUUACCAGUUUCCUGUACCUUGAUGAUUUCAUCUGCGACUGAUGAAGUGAAGAACCUGACGGGCUCUGAGGGAGGAUCCAUCACUCUACCUGACCCUGUUGUGGAGUUGGGAUUUCUUUCAUUAGGAGGAAAGCCUAUUGCUAUGGUGACUGAGAGGAAAAUCUCAAUAUUGGAGGAGAUUUAUAAGGACAGACUUCUCUUGAACAACAACACUGGACUCUUUACACUCUCGGGCCUGCAGAGGACUGACUCUGGGAUUUAUUAUAUUGACUCUAAAAAGGGAAGAGUCUUCACUAGCUCUUAUAAACUCACUGUGUAUGAGUCUGUCCCGACUCCUGCAGUGAAGGUAACAAGUGUGAGCGCUGACAGCUGCACCUUACUGUGUUUAGUGGAGAAAGCCGAAGAGACGUCACUGUUGUGGUACAAAGACGAGGAAAUAGUGAACCAGAGCAGCUCUGCGCUCUCUCUGCCUCUCACAGUACACAAGCAGGACUUCAGCUCCUCUUACAGAUGUGUGGCAGCCAACCCUGCUGAAAAUAAGACUCAUGCAGUCCAUGUUGCCACAUCCUGCAGUGGACAAAACAACACGGAGAUAAACACAAGACAUCAUAUGAUGGGAAUUGCAAUCUCAAUAGUGGCUACUGUAAUUAUUAUACUUGUUGCCUGUAACAUCAAGUGGAAAUAUUUUGACAAGAGGAGAACCAGACAAGCACAAGAUGCAGUGAACAGAGGAUCAGAUGUAGAGUACAGUGAUAUACAAAUAUGUGAAGACCGACGCAGUCAGGGAGAAAAUGUACAAGAACCAUCAGGAAAUGCUGAUCACUCCAAUCUGAAAACAAUCUAUUAUAAGCUGGAGGCUCAACGCUUGGUGCCGAUUUAUACAGACACUACGGAUGUUUAUGAAAUAUAAACAACAAUCUUCCCAAAUACACGAGAAACUGAGAAAUUCUAGAGACGGGGAAAUAUAAAGGUCUUGAUAUUCUCACAUCGACACUGUUUGAUGAAUCCCUUUCAUUACUUUUACAUGUGUUGUAUUGUUUUUGUUGUAGUGCAUUUUUUUUUUACUGAAUCUUUGUCUCACAUCAUUAACGGUUACUGUGCGACGCUUGAUACAACAAGCUCAUAAAUUUCAUCCGUUGCCAGGUUAUAGCCACAUUUUAAGGUCAUACUGCGAUUUCAAAACAAAGUGUGUUGUCAAACCUUUCAGAUGAUAAAGAUGUGGCGUAUGAAAGCAUUGUAGAUGCUAUAAAUAGCAUCCCUGAUGAACUCCCCACCCACACUUCUCUAUUUUUUAAUGGAAAUUAGAAUCCACAGAAGAUAAGAGAAUUAGACAAAUUAAAAACAACCUGUGUGCUGAGCAACACAAAGUACUCUGUCCUCUCUGUCCCCGUCCGCCAUCUGUCGUUCAGGUGACAGUUAUGGUUUGAGGCCUGCAGGCAGGUGCAGCAGAUACUGUAAUCUAAGAAAAGGGAUUUGUUUUAUUUUUUUUUUUCCCACAGGAAGGAGGAACAGAGACAGACAAGUCCCCACAUUCACACGGUGGCCAUUGUCCUGUCGUCUGCUCAGGGUGGGAACCGUGAUCACUGUCGAGUUAAGCCUGUGCGACAAUGGCAGUGGGAGCAGUAGUAAUAACAGUAGUUAAUGUAACCAAAUUAAAAAGUGCCGACCAAUCAGGACUCAGGUUUUUGUCAUAAUCCAGCCCUUUUUCUUUGCAUGUUGUGCACUAGUCAACAUGUUGACCUGAGGAACUGCAGUUAGUGUGACUUGUGGCUGCGUGUUGUCGCUUACAUGUUAACUAGUUAUCUAGUCCAGUUACAGGAAAUCACACAAUCCAGCUGUCAACCAGACUGUAGUUGUAGAGAUCGGAGACUUCACCUCAUCACUUUUACUGAGACUCCCUCCUGCCACCUACUGACACUUUAUGAGCCUGACACCCACUCACUGGUAGAUUUUUCAGUCAUUUCAUGUGUCUCAUUAGUUGCUUAGUGGCAAAUAUGACACACAGUGCUUUCAGGUGUUUUAUUUAGAAAUUAUAACAAAAGGGUAUUAUUUGGUAAAGUGUUAACCUGUCACAAUGCAGACACCAGAAAACUUCUAAUUUAACCUGUUAUUUUUACCAUUGUGUUAAAUCAUUGACACAAUUGACAUUGAUCAUUCACAUUAGUUUUAAAAAAUUGUUGCAGUGUUUAUAUAGUUCUUAGUUAUUUGUACUUGCAUUUAACUGCAAGUGUACAUUUUUAAUUUUUAACAUGAUUAUUAAUAAUUAUUACUGAUUAUAUCAGUUUAAUAUAAGUGUGUGUAUAUAUAUUUUUUUUUAAUAGCACAAUUCUUCUCUUUAUGUAAAUGUUUUUAUUUCACACUUGCUUUGGCAAUCUUAAUGUUAGCUUCCCAUGCCAAUAAAGCCCCAUUUAAUUGAACUGAAAUAUAUAUUUCACUCUGCUGAGCUUGACAUUUGUGGUUCAAAGUCAAAAGGAUUCAUGUUUUGUGGUCCAGAUAUUGCCAUCCCUAAAGCUAUAAAACUCCAUGCUCCUGAAAACUUCUUAACAUAUGUUACAGGUGCAUCGGAUUUUAUUUAGCUGCAAUUGUGCACUCUUUCAUCAUGUUCUCUAACUUGAUGAACAGCAUGUGACAAUUCAUAUUGUUACAAGGAUUUAAUUUGGAUUUGAAUCCCGAUGGCAAAGUUUGAUGAAUGCCAUAACUUACACGUGCAGGUUUUUCUAAUUUCUUGCCACUGUAAUUCACCUGAAGUGUUUCUAAAAAAUGUCCAUGUUUUAUUGUUUCACAAUUACUUUUUUCAUAUUAUUUCUGUCCUUAUUACUCAUGGGAAUAAACAUACUUCAUCAUCGCCAUCAUCAUAAUCAUCUAUAAGAUCCACCAUUAGGUAUGUACAAACCCCAAUUUAAGAAAUGUUGGAAUAUUUUCCAAAAUGCAAUAAAAACAAAAAUCUGU
Molecule: messenger RNA, 3308 nt
Organism: Micropterus dolomieu (smallmouth bass)
Lineage: Eukaryota; Metazoa; Chordata; Actinopteri; Centrarchiformes; Centrarchidae
Exons: 7
Coding region: 1-1269 (422 amino acids)
Source: RefSeq, a predicted model, not a curated record